This is a messenger RNA of Galleria mellonella (greater wax moth), 2016 nucleotides long. RefSeq lists its product as uncharacterized. The transcript is spliced from 6 exons. The coding region runs from base 104 to 1951 and encodes 615 amino acids. The record is from RefSeq and is a predicted model, not a curated record. Lineage: Eukaryota; Metazoa; Arthropoda; Insecta; Lepidoptera; Pyralidae.
CAGCACCAUACGCGGAUUGGCGUUGACGCGCGACGAACGCCGCCGCGAAACAAUCGAAAAUCGAUCGACUUCGAAUUUUGUGCCAGUGUUGCUAGCUGUGAAAAUGAAACUUAUCAUUAUAUUCGCUAUCGCCUUGUGCGCUUACGCAACAGAGGUUGAAAAGAAGAAGGAAGCGGCGCCUGCAGAAGUAGCAGAUAAUAAGGAUAAAAGGCAAACCCAGCAGGAAUAUGUGCCAGGGGCCCUAUACCGAGUGCCCAGGAAACAGAAAGCUGCACCUGUUCAAGAACCACAAGAAGAUGAUAGGAAUGGCAGAUCGGACGCCGAAGAAUACCGACCUGGCCAGGUGAUCUCGCUCAAUCCUCAGGAGCUCCUCGAACUGCAACCAGAGAGGAAGGCUCCACUUAGCAGCAAUCAGCUUCUUCAGCAACUGUACAGUCCGCAACAGCAACAGGAGCAGAAGCCAGGCCCUCAGCAGAUUUAUUACCUAGAACCACAGACUGCUAGACAGGUUGCAUAUCAGCCAUCGCAUGCAGUGAUCGCUCGUCCCCAUUACUCAUCGAACGGCGGUGAAGCGUCAGUAGGAGCUGCACUAUCGGUCAGCGACUCAGGAACAAGCUCCUCUGACUUCGAUCAGGAACUUUUGGCUUUAUUGAGCCAUUCCCAAGGCAGAACAGAAGAGCCCCGUCAACAGUAUCAGACACAAGUUCAACAGGCAUCAACACAAAGUGUUGCACCACAAUAUCAACAGGUCGACAGAUAUAUUACAAAACCCAGCAAAAAGCCAUCGAAACUGCGUCCAAAAGUUACUCCUCCUCAACCUCUGCCUGCAGGAGCACCUCAACAAUACUUAAUAGAAACCACAAAUGUUCAACAGCAACAACCACAACAAUCGCAAGUACAAUAUCGUCCUGUCCAUCAUCAACCACAGAGACCAGUACAGUCAUUGAGAUAUGUACCAAUUCAACCAGCUCAAGCUGCUGUUCAACAGGUAGUAUAUGAACGUCCAGAAUCACAAGGCCUCAAAGUAGUACCAGCUCCCAAACUCGUACAAGAACCUGUACAACAACAGGUGGCCUAUAGAUUUAUACCUCAAUACCAACAGCCUGAAGCUACUCCAAAACAAUACCGAAUUAUUGAUGUUCCUAGACCUCAAGUAAUCAGGCCUGACCAAAGACCCCCAUCUAGUGCUGAACGGCCAGUAACAUAUUUGAAACGCUAUCCAGAACCUGAAAAAAAUCGUGCUGUUAAAAUAUACGACCCUGCUUCAGUAGAAUUAGCAGCUGAACGACAAUCCCCUCAAGCUGUCGGACAACAGUAUUACUUGCGCCCCGUUUAUAGAACGAAUGAACAGAAUAUUAGAUAUGAAUCGGUUGUACCUGCCACAUCUGCAGAACAGCCUCGUGCUCCGUUACCUACUAAAACGCCACAUUCUGCAAUUUAUGUCAGUAAAAAUCUUAGUUCGAAAAAACCCAGACCACUUCAUUUAAGACCCGAUGAAGCUGUAAGUAGCGAACAGCCACGAACAGAACAUAUUUCUAGAUUAGAACAAGUUGUUAGAAUAGAACAAGCAGCCAGAGCUCAACAAUCUGCUAGAGCAGAACAAGCUGCGAGAACACAAUUAGCAAUGAGAGCGCAACAAAUUGCUCAUACUGAACAAACAGCAAGAGCACAACAAGCUGCAGAACAAGUAGGCAUCGAGCAGUAUAGUCAGAAUAUCGAUGAUCAACGAGCUCAAUUACCUCCACCAAAAAACAACAAAGCUUAUACUCCAGAGGAAUUCGCAGCAUUAGUAGCAGCCGGUUACGCUGUCACGCCUAUUCCAGUCAGUACGUUAAAUGCCCAACAAGCCCAGUCUAGAUCUUCAGAAGAAAUUCAAAUACCUCAAUUAAAACACCGACCCAUUUACAGGAGACCCCAAUAUUUGCCUAUCAGAGGUGACGAUGCACCUUAAAAAAUUUGACCAUAUUGUACAUAAUUUUAGCUAUAAUUCUGUAAAUUAAUAAAAUAGUGAUAUUA